Molecule: messenger RNA, 1771 nt
Organism: Xiphophorus maculatus (southern platyfish)
Lineage: Eukaryota; Metazoa; Chordata; Actinopteri; Cyprinodontiformes; Poeciliidae
Gene: tmed6
Product: transmembrane p24 trafficking protein 6
Exons: 4
Coding region: 65-790 (241 amino acids)
Biological process (GO): Golgi organization; endoplasmic reticulum to Golgi vesicle-mediated transport; intracellular protein transport
Cellular component (GO): COPII-coated ER to Golgi transport vesicle; endoplasmic reticulum; endoplasmic reticulum-Golgi intermediate compartment
Source: RefSeq, a predicted model, not a curated record
CUUGUAUACCACACACUCUGCCUCUACCAAUCAUUUAGAUUAGUCGUUUCCAAUUUUUUCAACCAUGUCAUUAUGGAGGUCUACGUUUUUUAUUGUUUUGUGGUUUUGGGGAUUUUCUCACUGCAGCCUCCAGACAAAGCCUGAUUCCAGUAGGACAGACCAGAAGCUGUUCUGGGGCGCUGACCAGUAUGAUUUCUCAGUGGUGCUCCCAGCAGCUGCCACAGAAUGUUUCUGGCACUUUGCUCACCAUGGAGAGAAAUUUUACCUGAGCUUCAUGGUCCAGUGGGUGACGGGAGUCGGCCUCGACAGGGACCUAUCAGUCACUGUUAACGCUCCCAGCAGUUUGUUAAUAUCCACUGUUGACGAUGCAAAGGGUCAGAUCAACUUUGAGGUCAAAGAAACAGGUUUCUAUCAGAUGUGUUUGAGCAACUUCCACAACCGCUUCAGCACAAUGCAGGUCUUCCUCAGCUUUGGCGUUUAUUAUGACAACCAGAACUCUUCCAAGGACAUGGAGAGGGAAAUGAAGGAGAAGGAGCUGAACAACACACUGAGCUUCAUUCAGGCUGCCACCAGUAAAGUGGAGCGCCACGUCUUCCACAUGUUCCGCUACUACAGCUUCAGCCGCAUGAGGAGGAGCGCAGACCACUUCCUGCUGCAGUUCAACUCCCGCUACAUCACAUGGUGGUCGAUGGCCCUCAGCCUGCUGAUCGUCACCUCUGGGUACCUGCAGCUCCUCUUCCUCAAAAGUCUCUUUGUGAGCAACGCUGAGGCUGAAAAGCCUCGAUGCUGACAGGCAGCGAACAAACCAAGAAACAUCCUGAGCAGACUCCAAGCUCCCUCUGGUUCUGGGUCUGUGUGAAACAUUAAAGAAAUGUUCCAAAAACCUCUGAUUAGAAUUAUUUUUAAUUGACAAUUAUAUCCGUUUUUGUCUAACUGGUAGACUUCUUUUAUUACUUGUUUUUUUUUUUUUUCUUUCAACGAUCUGGAAGAGCUUCACAAAGAUUGGCCUGAGGCUCGAGUCGGCUCAUCAGAGCCGCAGCUCAGACAAAUCCUACUCAACAAAUGUCACAUUCCUGACCCAGAGACGUCUCACACAUCCCUGCUGUUUCCAGAGGAUCUAUCAGAGAACAUAACAUCCAGCUGCUGCCAAUUGAAGAUCAUAAUUAGGUAAAGCAGGGAGUGGCCGUCUGCUGGUCGGGAGGAAACAGGCGUGUCCCAACACAAAUCCAAGACGGAAAGACAUCAGCAAUGGUGUAAUGCACCACACUGGUGAAAUACAAACAGGUGAUUGGCCGAACACUAAGAGCAAAUUAAAGUAUGGAGGUCUGGAGACAUUUUGAAGCUUGUUAUGCACCAAGGCAUUCUGAAGUCUUCAACACAACGGCAGGAAUGCUGAACUGGGACCCAAAAGAGCUGAGCAGAUAGAAAACUGUGCAGAAAUAGACGUUACCUAGCCUGAAUAAGUUUGGAUGAAGUGUCAACAACGUCAUCCAAACAUAGGGAGCCUUAACUGAAGCUACCUACAGUUUAUUUGGGGCCCGUGUUUAGAUAAUUCCCCCAGAAACAAAUUCUCAAUUUGCCUUCAUCUUUCUAAAACAAUAGAAGGGAAAAAAACAACUUUUUCAUGGUUUGUACACCUGAAAUUAGGUUGAACUUUUCUUAGAUUUUGAAAGAGACCAGAAUGUUUUUAUUGUGUCCUGAUACACGAAACUAUAGAAUUAAAGGAGGGUUGAUUUUCUCACUAAAGCUACUAAAACAUCUGCAGAUAGCG